Messenger RNA from Nannospalax galili (Upper Galilee mountains blind mole rat), 1660 nucleotides. Its product is annotated as F-box/WD repeat-containing protein 12-like. Gene Ontology annotation, molecular function: protein binding. The transcript has 9 exons. Bases 334 to 1236 code for a protein of 300 amino acids. Lineage: Eukaryota; Metazoa; Chordata; Mammalia; Rodentia; Spalacidae. The record is from RefSeq and is a predicted model, not a curated record.
CUUGGCAAAUGUUGCUUGAUGAAUAAAGGCCUGGUUGGAUACUAUUCCAUUUGUACUAUGUCAUGGGAGGAAGGAAUGAGCCAUUAACCUCUUUUUUUAGAGUAGUCUGAAAACUUAAGAGGAGCUGGGGCUUUGUCAUUAUAACUGGGUUCUGCUCUCAGAAGUGCCCACCUGCUGCCACGGAACUGUAAGUUGCAUAUUCAGAUCUCAGUCCAUCCAUGCCUGUGUUCUCUUCCAGGACAAAUAGAUCAGCUGGCCUACAUCUCACCAAAUGAGUACUGAUUUGAUGGAGGGGCGAAGUCUGUGGUGUGCACUGUGUCAUCAGACUGUACCAUGCGUGCCUGGGAUCUGCAUGAGGGCACAGAGAUCUGGUCCAGCCCUGUGCAACCUGCUCCUCUGGUAAGUUUGGUGGCCUAUCCUCAGCUGCAGCUGGUUGUUACUGUGGACACACAGGGAUUGAUCAUUGUGUGGAAAGCAGAGACUCGAUGUGAACAGGCCUCCUUCUGCUUGCCAACCUCCUCUUCUGCCAUGGAAGCCUGUGACCAUCCAGAUGGAACCUUCCUGCUGGUGGCCUGUGCUGAAGGGAACCUCUAUGUGCUGACAGUGCCUCAACUGCAAGUGGUCUCCAGAGUGAUUACAUUUCCUCACCUCUCUGUUAACCUCACAUGCUCUCCUGACCAACAGUGGGUUUUUGUGUCUCCACAAGAUUCAGACUCGGGCCCAAAGGUGUUCCACACGCAGUCCUUGCCACACCAGUCAGAAGACAAGUCUCCUGUCUCCACCACCUUCCCCAUCAGGCAGAGUUCCAGAGCCUGCUGGGCUCCUGAUGAGGCAGCCAGACUGAUGGUGAUGCACAGAGAUGACAGGGGCACGCAACUGGUUGUCACUACCUUUGAGUUAAAGACCAAGAAAUCCAGGGAUAGAGUGAACAUCCUGGUACAACAGCUGGCCAGUUUCCCCUUGCCGGACACCAUGAUGCCUCAGCUCAUGCAGGGCCACGGCUCCCAGGUGAUCCUGCUGGCCUCCGGGUCAGAGCUGGUGGUGUUCACCAUACACGGCCUGCAGCUGGUAGCCUUUCAGGACCAUCAGAGGCCCAUCACAUCCAUGUGGGUGGACCUGAACCGAGUCAUCACCUCUUCGUUGGACCUGUCUUUGCGUGUCUAUCUGUGGAAUAAGGAAAAUAAACGUCCAGUCCUCAAGAGCUGCUAUCAUUUGCUUGAGGGAUCUCACAGAUAGGCCAGUGGAUUUACCCGCGUGAAAAGCGACAGCAUGAGCAUUGCAGGUGUGGAAGCCAGAAGCUCUGGAACAAGCAUCCUGAGGUCCUGUUACUACAAAGUUCAGCUCGACUAGAGCCCACCAGUUGAAAAUGAUCUUGCUUUGCAGACUCUUGACCAAAGAUGUUGCCUGUUCUCACACCCAGGUUCUCAGAAAGAACCAUUGUGGAGAAAGCAGCAAAGCCUCAGAAGAGAGGGAAGAAAUGUCUUUUAAAAUGUUUGUUCCAAUUAGCUGCAACAACCAAGGAAGAAUGAUCAACGUGGGAUGUCGGCUGCUUCCGAUAAUGGCCAACACACGGACUCGCACACUCUUCAGUUAUGCUAAUACAUAGCAGCUAACAACAAUCUGUAACUCCAGGUCCAGGGGAUUCAACACCCUCUUCUGA